GAUAAAGAACAAUUAGGCCUAUUAUCACUAUCAUACGCGUUCCCUAACAACUCUCAAAUAUAAACAACCUUAAAUCCACGACUCAAUCUAAACCUCGGAUACCCAACGGUCACAUGCCUUCAAAAACUACAAGCAACCGUGACAGCAUUUAAACCAAAACGCAAGUCCUCUCCCUACUUAUCCCGCGCCCUCCUCUCCUACUGCUCACUCUCACCCUCUACUAAACAUACUCUCUCUUCUCCAAAGUCGAAAAUAUGGACAACAUGAGAAAACCUCCUCCUAUGAGGCCGUGGAAGAAGGGCCCUGCCCGCGGCAAGGGGGGCCCGCAGAACGCCACGUGCGAGUACCGCGGCGUCCGCCAGCGCACCUGGGGGAAAUGGUACCUCAACCUCCCCCAUCUCAUCUCCUCCUCCUCCUCGUCGGCCGCCAUCAAGGCGAGCCACAGAUUCAAGUGGCGAAGCAACUUCACAUCGAUCCUCAAUCUCAAUGCGCAGCAUAAUGUGCAUGUUAUACAUCAGAGGUUACAAGAGAUCAAGAACUCAUCCAAAACUGCUUCCUCUUCUAAGUCUAGUUCUGAUCCUAUCGAGAAGCCUCAGAUUGACUUAAAGGAGUUUUUGCAGCAACUGGGGGUGCUGAAAGAGGACAGGACCGAGGAGAAUGCGCAGGGAUUUAUACCUGAGUUGCAAACUGAUCAGAAUGAUCAGAAACAGGAGAGCAGUGUGGUGACUGAACAGGGGAUGGUGUUUGAUGAGAAUGAUGGGUUUAAUUGGGAUACUCUGGAAGAGAUGCGUGCGUUGGAGGAUUGCUCGGCUGUCGUAGGUGGAAAUGGUGGCAGUUUGGAGGUUGACGAUGAUGAGCUCAGCUUGCCUGUUUCAUUAUGGGAUCUGUAAUGCUUAUGGAUUCAGAUAUUCUUUGCUGCAAUUAGGGAAAAAAACACUUAAAUUAGUACUUUCGAGCUAGACUCUUUGUUUUCCUCUUUCAGCCAGUAAGUUUAAGGUGAAAGAUGUAUGAGCCCUUAUUGCAAAAUAUACAUGUUUAAGUACCUGCUCUUUCAGUUGACAGGUUGAAAUUUAUCAAAUAACUUAGCUUUUUCACCUUUUUUUUCGCCUAAUCAGUAGUUUUGUAGUGAAAGAUGGGUGGGAUUUUAUUAGCGACUGUAUGGAUGAGACCCGAGGAUAACUUAGUUGUGCAUCCUCCUU
Asparagus officinalis (garden asparagus) is the source of this 1199-nucleotide messenger RNA. Its product is annotated as dehydration-responsive element-binding protein 2F. Bases 255 to 890 code for a protein of 211 amino acids. Gene Ontology annotation, cellular component: nucleus. Gene Ontology annotation, biological process: response to stress; positive regulation of DNA-templated transcription. The transcript has 2 exons. The record is from RefSeq and is a predicted model, not a curated record. Lineage: Eukaryota; Viridiplantae; Streptophyta; Magnoliopsida; Asparagales; Asparagaceae. Gene Ontology annotation, molecular function: transcription cis-regulatory region binding; DNA-binding transcription factor activity.